Molecule: messenger RNA, 2374 nt
Organism: Cavia porcellus (domestic guinea pig)
Lineage: Eukaryota; Metazoa; Chordata; Mammalia; Rodentia; Caviidae
Gene: Ltf
Product: lactotransferrin
Exons: 17
Coding region: 78-2210 (710 amino acids)
Biological process (GO): antibacterial humoral response; iron ion transport
Cellular component (GO): extracellular region; plasma membrane; recycling endosome
Source: RefSeq, a predicted model, not a curated record
CAGGAGGCCACAGUAGAUAAAGGGUCGCAGGGCUGUGUAGGGCCUAGGCUGGCUGGGUCACCACCUCAAGAAGCAAUAUGAGGCUCCUCCUAGCAGCCCUGCUGUCCCUAUCCCUUGGGGAUCUUGGACUGUGUCUGGCCAUCCCCAAGGGGAACGUGCGCUGGUGUGCCAUCUCCUCCGAUGAGGCAAGGAAGUGCUACAACUUGCAGAAGAACAUGAAGAGAGUCGGGGGCCCUCCCGUCUCUUGCAUCAAGAAAGAUUCCUACCGUGACUGUCUCCAGGCCAUUUCGGAGAACAAGGCUGACGCCAUCACCCUGGACGGUGGGCAGCUGUACGAGGCCGCACUGGACCCCUACAACCUGCGGCCUGUGGCGGCGGAAGUGUAUGGCUCAGAAGCCAAUCCCCGGACACACUACUACGCUGUGGCUGUGGCCAAGAGAAGCAGGAACUUUCGGCUGGACCAGCUGCAGGGCCUGCGGUCCUGCCACACUGGCAUUAACAGGACCGCUGGGUGGCGGAUCCCCACAGGGGUGCUCCGUCCGUUCUUGAACUGGAGGGGACCUCCUGAGCCCAUUGAGGCAGCUGUGGCCAAGUUCUUCUCAGCCAGCUGUGUUCCCGGCGUGGAUGGAGUGCGGUUUCCCAGCCUGUGUCGCCAGUGUUCGGGGACAGGGACAAAUAAAUGUGCCUUCUCCACCCAGGAACCGUACUUCGGCUACUCCGGUGCCUUCAAGUGUCUGAGAGAUGGCGCUGGAGACGUGGCUUUCAUCAAGGCGAGCACAGUGUUUGAGGACCUGCCAGACAAGGCCCAGCGGGAGGAGUACAAGCUGCUUUGCCCAGACAACACCUGGAGGCCGGUGGACGAGUACAAGCAGUGCCACCUGGCCCGUGUCCCUUCUCAUGCCAUUGUGGCCCGCAGUGUGAAUGGCAGGGAGGACUUGAUCUGGGAGUUUCUCCGCCAAGCACAGGAAAAGUUCGGCAAGGGCAAGUCCUCGGGGUUCCAGCUCUUCGGCUCGCCCCGGGGGAAGAGGGACCUGCUGUUCAAGGACUCUGCAUUGGGCUUCGUGAGGGUCCCCAAGAGGGUAGAUGCGGGGCUGUACCUGGGCUUCGGCUACCUCUCCUCCAUCCGGAACAUGCAGGAAACGGAGGCCGAUGUGGCUGCCCGUUACUCACGUGUCGUGUGGUGCGCGAUUGGCCCCGAGGAGAAGCGCAAGUGUGACCGCUGGAGCGGCGUCAGUGGCGGCAAAGUGACCUGCGUUGCGGCGCGCACCACGGAGGACUGCAUCACGCUCACCAUGAAAGGUGAGGCGGAUGCCAUGAGCCUGGAUGGAGGGUUCAUCUACAGCGCUGGCAGGUGCGGCCUGGUGCCCGUCCUGGCGGAGAACCAGAGGUCCCAGGAGAAACCAGGCUCUGACUGCGUGAACAGACCGCCGGAAGGAUACCUCGCUGUGGCAGCGGUUCGGACCUCAGACACCAGCCUCACCUGGAACUCUCUGAGAGGCAGGAAGUCCUGCCACACAGGCGUGGACAGGACCGCAGGCUGGGUCAUCCCCAUGGGCCUGAUCUUGAACCAGACCCGCUCCUGCAGAUUCGAUGAAUUCUUCAGUCAGAGCUGUGCCCCGGGCGCCAACCCCACGUCCCGCCUGUGUGCUCUGUGCGUGGGCAAUGACAAGGGGGAGAAGAAGUGUGUGCCCAACAGCCAGGAGCGCUACUUCGGCUACACGGGCGCCUUCCGGUGCCUGGCAGAGAGGGCUGGGGAGGUGGCCUUCUUGAAAGACUCCACUGUCUUGCAGAACACAGACGGGAAGAACACUGAGUCCUGGGCCCAGAACUUGAAACUGGAGGACUUCCAGCUGCUGUGCCUCGAUGGCACCCGGAAGCCUGUGACGGAGGCCCGGAGCUGCCACCUGGCCAUGGCCCCGAACCACGCCGUGGUGUCUCGGAAAGAUAAGGCCAAACUCCUGGAAGAGGUGCUGCUCAACCAGCAGACUCGGUUUGGAAGAAACGGAUCCAGGUGCCCAGGAGAGUUCUGCCUGUUUCAGUCUGAAACCAAAAACCUUCUGUUCAACGACAACACCGAGUGCCUGGCCAGACUGCAUGGAAAAACGACCUACGAGGAGUACCUAGGGCGGGAGUACCUGGCGGCCAUCACCAACCUGAAGCGCUGCUCCCCUUCCCCACUCCUGGAGGCCUGCGAUUUCCUCAGCCAGUGAACCUCAAGGAGAUGCCCACUGUCCCCUGCUUUCCCCCACCCUGCAACCCUGCAUGCUGAGCCCAUGUCCUCCCCACCAAGAUGGAGGUUUCCGGCCCCUCUGCUCUCACAGCUCCCUGCUGCUGUUUUAGGAAGAAAUAAACUUUCUAACCAAAGUGAGAAAUA